Molecule: messenger RNA, 1920 nt
Organism: Pyrus x bretschneideri (Chinese white pear)
Lineage: Eukaryota; Viridiplantae; Streptophyta; Magnoliopsida; Rosales; Rosaceae
Product: aspartic proteinase 36
Exons: 1
Coding region: 396-1832 (478 amino acids)
Biological process (GO): proteolysis
Molecular function (GO): aspartic-type endopeptidase activity
Source: RefSeq, a predicted model, not a curated record
AGUGUUAAGCCAACGUUCAAGAAAACGCGCAACUCUCUCGGUCCCAACUUCCCAAGUCUCUCUUCUUCCUCUCCCUCCCUCUCUCUCUCUCUCUCUCUCUCUACACAUGCCUUUCCCUCCUCCCUCGCCGACGUCCUUGUUCCUUCCCCCACCCAACUCGCCCAUGAAUUCUCCACAAAUCCCACCUCUCUAAAUCCCCAAAAUCCAAUCCAGGAAUCGUUUUCGAAUCCGGAUUUUCUCCCCAAAAGAAGCUUCUUUCCCUGCGGGGUCCAAAUAAUCCAGAUCUCAGAAGCUUCAAAUUUUCGGACCACCAAUCCAAACUCCAAAUAUUGAAUCUUUGGAUUGGUUUCAAUCUCGAUUCCGACCCCAAAGAUUCCUGCUUUCUUUAAUUUCAUAUGGAUCUUCACAUAAAUCCAAGAGCCGUUCUGGGUUGUUUUCUGAUUUUCUCCACAUUUUUUCCAGAUGCGUCGGCAAAUUUCGUGCUCUCCGUCAGCCACAAGUUCAACGGCCGUGACGGGCGGUCGUUGAGCGAGCUCAAAGCCCACGAUUCCCUCCGCCGCGGCCGGAUUCUCGCCGGCUCUGCUUCUGCGGUGGAUGUACAGCUGGGCGGCAAUGGCCGUCCGUCAGAGACCGGAUUAUACUUUGCCAAGCUCGGGAUUGGGUCGCCGUCCAAGGACUAUUUUGUCCAGGUGGAUACAGGGAGUGACAUCCUGUGGGUCAAUUGCAUCGACUGCACAAACUGUCCAAAGAAAAGUGAUAUUGGCGUGAAGCUCACAUUGUAUGAUCCGAAAGGCUCUUCGAGUUCGAAUGCUGUUACUUGUAAUCAGGAGUUUUGCACGUCAAAAUACAACGGUCAGCUUCCGGGCUGCCGGCCGGACUUGCUCUGCCAAUACGACGUGACUUAUGGCGACGGAAGUGCGACGGCAGGAUACUUUGUGAAGGACACUAUUCAAUUUGAUAAGGGGACUAAUGGCAGUGUUGUGUUUGGUUGCGGAGCUAAGCAAUCAGGGCAGCUGGGCAAGUCAUCCGAGGCGCUUGAUGGGAUUCUAGGAUUCGGGCAGGCGAAUUCGUCUGUGUUUUCCCAGCUGGCUGCUUCCGGGAAGGUGAAGAAACAAUUUGCACAUUGUUUGGACAAUGUUGGCGGAGGCGGGAUAUUCGCCAUUGGCGAAGUUGUGGAGCCAAAAGUGAAGAACAGAACUCCGUUGGUGCAGGGGCAGGCGCAUUACAAUGUUGUAAUGGAGGCAAUUGAGGUGGGAGGUGAUGUCCUGCAGCUCGCCUCUGAUGCUUUCGACACGGGGUCAAACGCAGGGACGAUCAUCGACAGCGGAACAACCCUAGGCUAUCUCCCGGAGGAGGUUUUCGACGCAGUGAUGAAGAAGAUUUUAGCCAAGCAACCAGACUUGAAAUUGCACACAGUUGACGACCAGUUCACAUGCUUCCAAUUUUCCAACAAUGUAGACAAGGGAUUUCCAUUGGUGAAGUUCCACUUCAAGAAUUCGGCUUCCCUGACGGUUUAUCCCCAUGACUAUCUGUUCCAGCUGAAGGAAGAUGUGUGGUGUUCCGGCUGGCAGAGCAGCGGGUUGAAAUCGAAAAGCGGAGACUCCAUGACGCUUCUUGGUGAUUUGGUGCUGUCGAACAAGCUGGUGAUUUAUGAUCUGGAGAAUCAGAUGAUCGGAUGGGCCGACCACAACUGCUCAUCAAGCAUCAAGGUGCGGAAUGAGAAGACAGGAGGGGUAGAUACAAUUGGUGCUCACAAUCUUUCUUCAGCUUCCACUUCUACAACUGGGAGAUUAUUAUUGACAUUCUUCUUGUUAAUAUCUGCUGUGUUUUAGAUUUUUACUGCAACAAAGUGGCCAGCAUUCAUUCUUUUUUGUUGCAUCAUAAAUUUUAUCAAUGAAAUUGUGGGAUUUUACAUCCAUA